Pomacea canaliculata is the source of this 882-nucleotide messenger RNA. Its product is annotated as cell wall protein DAN4-like. The record is from RefSeq and is a predicted model, not a curated record. NCBI's taxonomy places the organism in Eukaryota, Metazoa, Mollusca, Gastropoda, Architaenioglossa, Ampullariidae. The transcript has 5 exons. The coding region runs from base 1 to 753 and encodes 250 amino acids.
AUGGCAACAUCAUCAGACACGGCCCUGUUUUCUGACACUGGAAGGUGUGACCUCUCCGGAACUCUUCGCAAGUCCAGCACAAGCAUCAUUUUCCAGGGGAUUGCAUCGUCUUUUGCAGAGACCACAUACCUUCUCUCAACAACAACUCGCAUCCCGGUGGAGGGAUCGUCCGUGCCACCUUCGGAAUCUUCGGCAAUUUACAGAACCACAGAUGAGAUGACCUAUGCUCCUACCUCUGACGUCACAACGACAACAUCACCAAAGACGUCAACCACCACUACCACCACUGCUACCACGACAGCAAGAUCUUCGCAAGAAAGUUCGUCGGGUUCACAAGUCUUGGAGCCAUCCACUUUCUUCUCAACAACAACAAGAACAACUACGAGCUCGACGCCAACAACACCUCCGUCAGAUGUCGCUGAGAACGAUGGAGCCACCAAGACGUUCCAGGGCAACAUGCGGGUAGUCAACGGUGCCAGCUUCUCGGAAGAUCUUCUGGACAAGAACUCCGAUGCCUAUAAGCAAAUGGAGGCGGAGAUUAUGGCUUUCAUCAUGAAAGUUCUUGAACAGUGUGGUCUGUCGCAGAGGGUUGGUAGUAUACAGAUAACUGGAUUCAGGUCUGGAAGCGUCAUAGUCAUCUUCACGGUAGACAUCACCUACGAGUCUGCCACUGACCUCACUGCAACAUUUCUGGAAGGCUACCAGUCGCUGAAUCAGACAACUACGUGCUGGACGAAAGCUACACAGAGGUGAAAGAACUAGGAAACCAGUCAUCAAGUUCGCCACAGAUCGACCUAUCCUCCAGCAGCCUCAGUCCGUCUUCCGAGUUCCUCCAGUCACUGGACACACGAGAGACUUCAACAACGGCGCUGCACUCCGCCC